AUGUCUGCCAGCCAACUCUGCCAGCAACAGCCUUCAUCACCCAUAAUGCUCAUCCAGCAGCAACAACAACAGUCCAACUCCAACUCCAACUCAAGUACCAAGGACAAGCGAACAAACAAGAGAAGAGUGUCAUGUGGAUUCCACCACAAGCGCCACCAAGCGUGCCCGGACAACUGUGAGGGCCGCAUCUCGCAUCCCCUGGGGUCACACCCACCCGUCCAAGACCGCUUCACCGUCGGAUGCUCAGAGUGCAAGUCAUACUUUAACAACAAAUCAUUGUUACUGCAGUUGUCCAAUCUGCUGCCCUCGGCCAAGAGGAAUGGUUUGCUUGAGCAACUGAUUGAUCUGCCAAAGCAGCAUGCUGCUGCGGCUGCUGCCUCUGAGCAAAUGAGCCCAAUGUCCGCCUCGCCAGAGGGUCCUCUGUCACCAAUUGGCAACUUUGAGGUCCCAACCGGUGCCUCCCCUCCCAAGCCUAACUUAAAUAUGUUUGCAGCAAUCUCUAAACUUGAGUUGGAACAACUCAACAACAGAGGACCAAGCAAGAGGAAGUCGCCUGACUUGUCAUCAUCGGACAACAGCUCCCCCAAUGCAUUUGUCCCCAGUCCCACAGGCUCGCCACGUUUAUCCCACAUGUCAUCCAGCCCUGCCACCACAUCCCUGGACGGAUCAUCUUCGUCAUCAUCCAUUGACACCUCUCUUCUCCUGCUCCUGGGUAAGGAGGUUGAGAAGGAGUGUCUCGCACACGGAGACCAAGACCUGUCAUUGAGGAAACGUGCACAGAACAUCGAGCUGGAGAAGGUUGAGCGUCAACAACAGUUGCUGGACUACAAGAAGAUCCAGCAACACCAAGAGACCAAGAGACUGAAGAAGCGCCAUGCUGAGAUGGAGGCCUGGAGCGUUCAGUUGGACCAGUUGGAGAGGGAACUGAGAGCCAAGGAGGAGUCGAUAGCCAGACGCCACGACGCCAUCCAAGGCACCAACAGCCCCAAGACCAUCCAUAACAAUAGUUGGACCAACUACCAUAUCCACAACAACAACAUCAACACGAAGAGCAAUACCACCCUCCCCAAGAUUCAGGUCAACACCAACCUUCUUAUGCAAGCGUCAUCAGAAUUCUUCCAAUUCAAUCCACACAACAACAACGGCGGCAAUAACACAUCCUCCUCCUUUAACAACUUCAAUAACCUCACCUCGUCGCCAUCCUUGUCGUCAUCCUCCUCUUCCUCCUCAAUGGGCAAUCAUUCACUAUUUGGCAGCAGGGGAAAAGACAACUCCCCCAUCGUUCCAGACACCAACACGAUGAAGCCAAUGUCCUUUGGUCAUUUGUUAAACAGCCAGAGCUCAUGA
Acytostelium subglobosum LB1 is the source of this 1347-nucleotide messenger RNA. RefSeq lists its product as hypothetical. The coding region runs from base 1 to 1347 and encodes 448 amino acids. Lineage: Eukaryota; Evosea; Eumycetozoa; Acytosteliales; Acytosteliaceae. The transcript has a single exon. The record is from RefSeq and is a predicted model, not a curated record.